CAGCAUCUCCUACUACAUGAGCCGUUCUCGCCCCGCCGUGGUCUGUUCCAGGAGGGGGACAGCGAGCGCGUCCAGAAGGUUCCGCGUUCUCGUAUUUCCUGAAUGAAGUUCUUAACGCUUUUUUAGCAAGGGUAUUUGUUAAUGAAGUUAACAGAACCAUUAGGGUUGGAAGGGACCUCUGGAGAUCAUCUGGUCCAACCCCCCUGCCGAGGCAGGGUCACCUACAGCAGGUGACACAGGAACUUGUCCGGGGGGGUUGGAAUGUCUCCAGACAGGGAGACUCUGUGACCCCCCUGGGCAGCCUGUUCCAGUGCUCUGCCACCCUCAAUGUAAAGUUCUUCCUCAUGUUGAGGUGAAAUUUCGUAUGUUUUAGUUUAUGGCCAUUGCUCCUCAUCCUGUCGCUGGGCACCACCAAAAAACAGUCUGGCACCAUCCUUUUGACACCUGCCUUUGAGCUAUUUUGAUGCACUAAUGAGAUUCCCUCUCAGUCUUCUCUAGACUAAACAUGCACAGCUUCCUCAAUCUUUCCUCAUAAGAGAGAUGCUCCAGACCCUUAAUCAUUCUUCUAGCUCUCCACUAGGCCUUCUCCAGUAGGUCCUUGUCUUUCUUGUAGUGAGGAACCACAUGGUGCUGGAGGCUGUCCCAUGAAUUGAAAAUAUUUUUUGUGGAAAUGAAAUCUUGUUCUUUAAAGAAGAAGUGACAAGAUCUAUUUUGACCAUGUUGGAAUGAAAAGCCCUGCUUAUCUGCUUUGAUUUUAAUACUAUGAUGCUUAUGUAAGUAUAUAAAUAAAUUUUAAUAUUAGCAAGAAGAAAAUUAAACAAAUAAAAAAGGCACUUUCAUCAAUCAAAAAUAAUUUUGCAAGAAAAAGUUAUCCUGAAAAUGUCAGUUGGGGGGGGGGGUGUUCCUCUAGGAAUACUGAAAAAAUUGUUCCACUUUCUCUGAAAUUAAAAAUGCAAUGCCCUUCUUUAAGGAUAAGCUUUCUAAAGCAAGGAAUGUAAACAUGAAUUUUAUUUUGUAUUUUGUCUUUAAUUUCUGUUUUGUUUUGCUUUGGUUUUUUCACAGUGAAACAUAAUAGUUUUAGAGUAUCCUAAAUGGUGAUAUGACACCUCAGUACUUAUGAAAUCAACAGCUUGUGAGAUCACCAUUAAACUUCCUCCUUUUACAUGACUUUGGCAUCUCAAUUUAAUAGUAGGCAUAAGUCAAGGUUUAUUUCCUUGAGUCCAAAAAAGCUUUCAGCUUCCAGAAGUCUUGGCUACUUGAAGCCCCUUUCACCAGACUAUUCUCCCACUCCUGCCUGACAAACCAGAGGAUUGGGCUUUGCUGCUGCACGAUGUGCUUUUCACGUGGAGGUUGGGCAGGAAUGAUGUCCUAAAAGAAGUCUUAAAAGUGUACCUAAUAGCUCGUGCUCUAAAAUGUAUUCUUGAAAUCAUAUGUAAAACUGGCUGCAUUGUAUUCUGAAAAAUACAGUACACGAGAAAAUCCCUUGUGGGAAGAGUACUUAAUAACUUUCUUAACUGGUAACAGUUUUAACAGCUUAAACUGGACAUAAAGUGAAAGAGCACUGGAAUGACAAUUUCCUCAUGAGGCAUAUGCGUGCCUGGCGAUAGUGAUUGCCUAGGGACAGGACUGUUUGGAUUCUUGCAGCUUCCUGUGCAAAAUUGCCUAUUAAAAAUUCGGGUUAAACUUCCUUUUAAUUUUAACUUUAAAGUUGGUUAUCACAAUUGAAUAUGUUCUUCAAAUACUCCUUGUUUCCAAAAUUUACCUGAAAGUACUUCAUAGUUAUAAAAAAUGGAGAGAGGUAAUGGACAGAAAUCAAUAAAUGUUAGUGAUUCAGAAGAAUAAAUACAAACCAAAAGAGAAAUUCUUACCCCUCCCAGAAUGAAACCAACUUUACAUAUCAAAGAAAAAAACCCCAAGAGAUCAAGAGAUACCAAAAAUAAAACAACCAUUAUGGAGUUGAAUGUUUGGCUGAGGAAUUUUCUGCUAUCAGAGUAGAAGGAGACUUCACAAACUCAGGGAAGGUUUGCAGGUUCUGGCUGCUUGUCUGAAAAACCUCUUAGAAAACACUGGAGGGUUGCCAGGGUCCUGAGGUUCACUACAUUCACCAAAGGCAAAGCCUUCGCAGUGCAGGUAUUUAACAGAAACACCCCAUGUAUACAUACAGCACAUUAGAGAAGGAGGAACGUAUCAUAAAUAUGAUUAUUUGUCCAUUAUAAAAUUAAACAGAUCAUUAAUUGCUUAAAAAUUCCCUGAGAAACGAAGACCUGGAGUAAUGGAAGCACAGUGCAGCUACAAAAAUGUAUCAGUCACAGAAAUAUUUAGAGCAUGGAGAACUAAGUAAGAAUUACACUAUAGGAAAUUGUUCUCAUGCUAAUAAGAGUAGGAGUUAAGGGUGAAUGAAAAGACAUGAAACAUCACAGCAGGAAAUAGUCAACGUACUUCUAAGUAAAACAUUAAACUGUCCUCACUACAUACAAGAAAUCAUGUAAGUUUUCUAUGUCCUGGCUGAUCCUUGGAUAUACUUAUUUUUAUUUUACACUUGGUCUGGCUUCUCUUCUAGUAGAAAUGAAGAUCUGACAAUUAUCAGAUGUUCAAGAGUUGGGAUUUCCUCUUCUCAGUGUAAAGAAGCCAGUAAAAUGGUUGAAGAGACCUGCAUGUGUUUGUGUUUCCACUGUGAGUGUGACAGGUGCCUAACUGUAAACUCACCCACACCAAUUUUUUUCCAGAGUCACUUUCUUAAUCCUAAUCUGUGCUCAUACUUCUAUGCCUUUUUUUUCUUCCAUUUUUCUGUCACUUUCUUCUGCUUCUUCAUCAGGCCCAUUCAGGCCCAUCUCUGCUGGGCUAUAUGCAAGGACAGCUUCUCACACAUGUCUGAAAAUUGUUUUAAAUUUCAUGUGUUUACUUUGGGUUUCAAAGCUUUGAACCCAAAUAGUUUGAACCCAAAAAAAGCAUUUUUUUUUUACAAUCACUAGCUUUAGAGAGAUUUACCCCUGUCAAGCAAUAUAAUUGUGGGGCUGAAAUUUAUUUUCUGUUAGUCUCAGCUAAUUUUGUACGUCUACAUUAGGGUAAGGGUAUGUUAAAUACUAUUCUAAAAUGAAAAUACUCUUCUUUGUGUGAGUGGAAACUCCUAGUAUAGUAUGUUAUCUCGGCUUUGCUGAUUUUCCUUCAAUAUAUUCCUGUAAAGAUCAGCUGCUUUUGCUGUAUUUUUUAUCAGCUAUGCAUGUGGCGCUUCAAGAUUAAAAAAAUAUAGUGAAAGGCAUUCCUACACAUACAUGUGUUAUGAAUCACCUUGUAAGCAUUGACUUUUGUAUUUAAGAAAUUACACCUGAAAACUCUCUCCUCUUGUGCUCUGAUGCUUAUAUGUGUGUCAGCCCUAUGGAGAGCACUUCAUUACAUGUGAAGCCAAACUUGGUAGUUGCUAAGAAUCUCAGAGAGACUACCCAGAAUAUGAUGGCUAAAUUUCUCAGGAUUUGCAUUAUCUUCAUUGCAUUAUGAAUUUGAUGGAAGCCACAAAAGCAUGUCAGGUUCAUGAGUUCAGCCAUGUCUAGUUUUACUGGAACUCCACCUUGAACCAUGAAGCAAGACACUGUAAUUGCAAAAAGUGUUGCAAAAUUGUUUCAAAUAUUUAUUGGCUGAGUGCAUACUGUGAGCCUCACACUUUCCCUAUGCAGCUACAAGAGCAGCCAUGUUCCAGAUUUACUCUAGCCAAGGAUCUCAUCUUCCAAGUUCCAUUUGCGUCACACCACAGCAAGAUGAAAUGGUGUCAUCACUUACAUAAUCCUGAGCCAGUAAUAAGUGAACUUGGUAACUAUUCUGGUGUGACUUUUCUUAAAUGAAGAAAAAGAAAGAUGCCUUUAGUGACAUGGAACUUGGAGAAGACAGAAAGAAGGUAACUAAAUCUAUGAAUCUCAUUUUUCCUCCCCUAGUGAGGUUGACUUUUCCCUCAAAAUACUUCAGUUCUUUUGUGGACAUUUAAAAAACAUGUUUUCAAAUAGUAUCCAAAAUUCAACAGAGUUUUAGUAGCUAGCCAAACCUCAUUAUACUGUGGGGUAAAUGAAUCACUUGACUUUGAGACUACUGGGACAAACUUUUGUUCCAAACGUUUUGACUGGAAUUUAUUGCUAUAUGUCAGGUGUUCAUAGUUUACUCCUAUGGAUUUGGAGUUUCACAGGACAAGGAAAGAAAAUGCAUACCAUGAAGUUUAGUUAGAAUGGGACAAUAGUUUUAACACAAAUGAGGAGAUACAGCUGGCAGUUUCAUAGGGUGCUGUAUGAAGAUUAAUAAAACUUAAGAUUACAUAUUCCAACAGCAAGAGGACUUCUUAGUUACAAUUUUACUUUUCAUGCCAAAAAUGAAAUUCUAAAUUUCAGAUUUUGCUUAUGUAAUCCUUUUGCCAUAACUUGGCAGCUAUGCUCAUGGCUGUGUCGAUUUAACUCAGGAUCUCUUCUAAAACUAGCAAACGUAACAACUCAGGAAUCUCAGCCAACUAAAUGCUUCUUUUGAUGCUUUUUGCAGACAGCAUUGCUUAUCAGAAGGUAAAACAACACACAUUUCGCUAAGAUGAGCACAGCACUAAUCCAGACACCUCCGAACCCCACAUAGUCAACCAAGCAUUUAUACAAGCAGCAGGUGGGUCAGCUCCUCUUUUCCCCAUCAGCCGGUGGGAUGACAACCUUUUGCUUUUAUUUUCCUUGCUGGAGUGACUGUUCGGUGGACAAGUGCUCCUUUGCUGACAGGUCAGCGAAGGGGCGAGACCUCCUCGCUGUUCCGCGUGGCGGGGCUGUAAAGAACAAGCUCCGGCCGUGCGGGCCGCCCGCCCCCGCCGCGGGGACGCGGCUCCCCGAGGCGGGACGGGACGGGCGGCGGCGCCGCGCCCUCCUGGGCACUCGGGACUGGGCUCCCGGGAAGAGAGAGGAAACCCCCGCCGAGCCGGGCAGCGCCGCGAUGUUUCCCCUGUGGAAGGCCAUUCUGUCGGAGAGUGUCCUGGGCUACAUUUCUUGGUCUCUUUACCAUGCACUGCCACCGAUGAUCUACUACUUCCCCCUUCAGACACUGGCACUCACGGGCCUAGAAGUUUUUGCUGUUGCUUUCUUUUCUCCAAUAUUCUUGACCAUUGGCCCUUUUUGGAGGUUGGCUAACAAUAAGUACAUCUUAGUCUUUCUGAGAUUGACUAUGGUUGGAAGCUUAGCAUCAUACCAGGCACCAAAUGCUUCAAUUAGACUAUUCAUCUUGGCUGUUGGUGUUUCUUCUUCAUUGCUGGUUCAAACAGUAACAUGGUGGUCAGGAAACAGUUUACAAAGGUUCAUCAGGAUAUGGGGCUUCAUUCUAGGCAAGAUAAUGCUCCUUGUUCUUCGCAUCUGGUACACAUCACUAAACCCAGUCUGGAGCUCACAGGUUGCCAAUACUGUCAUUAUGAUAAUAGGUUUUAUAGCAGCAGUGGAGCGAAUUUAUUCAGGUGGAGACAGGAGGAAACAAGAAGCAAACAAAACUGGUAAUGUGGUUAGAGAGACUGCUUCCCAUCCUUAUUGGCUUUUAUCUGGGGUUGCUUUUGGCAGCCUCAUGUUCCUCACCCUGUGGAUAUUUGGGGAGGUCUCAUUAAUUUCUAGAUGGGCAGUAAGUGGACAUCCACAUACAGGUCCAGAUCCUAAUCCACAUGGAGGUACAGUUCUGUUGGGCUUGGCUCAGGGACUGAUGCUUUCAUUUUGGAGCUGGUCUUCUGUCAUCAGUUUUGCCUGGUUUCUCAUAGGUUUGGCAUCUUCAGCUGGUCUUCUUUAUUUACACACCUGGAGUGCUGCUGUUGCAGGCAACAUUCUUGCUGUCUUUACUAUGUCUGUGUGGCCUCAUCUAGCUGGACGCUUUGCUAGCUGUCUGCAUCCUGGGAAAGCCAUGAGUACAGCCAUGUUUGCCUAUGUUCUUGAAUUAUUCUUCUGUGUAUGGUGUACAGCUUAUAAAUUUGUACCUGGAGGAGUUUACAUUAGAGAAAGCUCCCAUCUUCUUUUAGGUUUUAUCAUGUUAUGUAUUGGGCUAGAUUUUCUAACAGGACCCAAGAAAGACCUUAGCUCUACCUUUGAAGUGAAAAGCCAUCAAAAGCCACUAUUCAAAAAGACUAAAAACUAUAUUAAACUAUUCUUGUGGCUGUUUGUUGGUGUUGGUUUGCUUGGACUGGGUUUACGUUAUAAAACUUACCAGAAGAAACUGGGCCAAGGGGUUCCAAAACGAGACUUCUCUGCUAUGAUCUGGCCUUUUAGAUUUGCAUAUGACAAUGAAGGAUGGUCUAAUUUGGAAGGAUCAGCUAAUUUGCUUAAUCAGACAGAAGCAGAUUUUAUCACUAUUAUAGAGAGUGAUGCAUCUAAGCCAUUCAUUGGAAACCACGAUCCAACAAUGUGGCUAGGAGAAAAACUAGGAUUUUACACAGAUUUUGGUCCAAGCACAAGAGAUCACACUUGGGGGAUUAUGGUGCUAUCAAAGUAUCCAAUUGUAAAAUCAACCCAUCACCUCCUUCCGUCUCCAGAGGGAGAGAUUGCACCUGCCAUUUCCCUGACGGUCAACUUCACAGGGAAACUGAUUGAUUUCGUUGUCGCCCACUUUGGAAACGAAGAAGAGGACUUGGACAGAAAACUCCAGGCAAUAGCUGUUUCAAACCUAUUGAAGACUAGCUCUAAGCAAGUUGUGUUUCUAGGGUACAUCACUUCAGCUCCUGGAUCCAGAGAUUAUACUGAAUUAAUAGAAAAUGGAAAUGUCAAGGAUAUUGACAGUACAGAUCGUGACAGAUGGUGUAGCUAUAUUAUGUAUCGUGGAGUAAUAAGGUUGGGUUAUGCCCGCAUAUCUCAUGCUGGUUUAAGUGAUUCAGAAGUCCAGAUGGCCAAAUUUAGAAUCCCACAUCAUGUGGAUAGCUAUACUGACAAUGACAGAAUUGUCACUGAUCCCAGCCAAGUUCCUAAGGACAUCCGUUUCAAUCCCAGGUUUGGAUCUUAUAAAGAUGGACAUAAUUAUGAGCAUAUUCAUCACUUUCAUAUGAGCACUCCUAAAUAUUUUAAACAGGCAAAUUAGAGUGAGAAAAUAACAUACUGUUGGGACCAGCAAGAAAGGUUUGUUGCUUGAAGCUGAAUUGGCACUCAAAAAGACUACGUUGUUUAAGGAUGAGCAGUUCCCAUGCUGCAUAACACUGUGAAAGUCUGUCUAACAGUUGGUGACUCUUCUCUUUAAUGAGUUGCCAUCACUGUGAGAGAGGGAAGAUGCCUGCAUUUUGAUAAACUGGUAUCUACCUGGGCCAGAUACCUGCUUUGUAAGCAGCAAAGCAAGAGUGGGAACUUGCUUUGGCAGUAAGGUCUUCAACUUUUGUGAAGGUAUCCUACAUCCUGCUGUUUCAGAGUUGAAUGUGUCUAUGCACUUUUUUUUAAGGUCCAGAUAUGACCCCUUUCCUCUCCUGGACAGUCACUGGAACAGUCAUGUGCAAGGAAUUUCAGCAGACUUACACACUUUUUGAUGACUGAGGCAAAGCAAAAUAAUGUGGUAGUGUAGGUCACCUGUUGAUACUUGCUGCAAUUUGUAGUCCUGCUGCUAUGGCAAUAAAAAGCUUGGCCUUAGGUUUUCAAAAUAGGAAUAGGACAUUUUUUUAAAUUGGGAGAUAUGCUGUAAGUAUGUGUUUGAACUGUGUGCAUUUUUGACUUUCUCAAACAGUGUUUACGUCUGCUGCUAUUCUACAUUUUAUUCUUAAAUGAGUUUUAUUAGAACAAUUUGUGGAUGAUUGAUGUUCAUAAUACUGGAGAAAAGGCAGUGACUUUUACAAACUUCAUCUUUUUUUAGCUGGAUAUUAGCCUCUGCAAUGCUUUUACAAAGGGAAGAGUAAAGUACCUCUGAAUAGUUAUUUUUGUGAGACACUUACCUGAACACACUGCCAAAGAAUUAAAAACAAUUGUCUCAACAUAACAAGGUUUCUGAGAAGAAAGAAGGGUUAGUUGUAACUUUUAUUUAAAAUGAACUGUAAUAAAACAAACAAAUAAAAAAAAGCAUUGUUCCUUUGCUAGCAUUAUACUUUAAUAGGACUAAAUAGAAGUGGGACUUUUUUGACCUAGGCAGUGAAUUCCCCAUUAUUUAAUGCACAUGUAAGAUAAUGUGAAGUGUUGUGUCUUCUCAGUGUCUCUUCACGAUAUCUUUUACAUUUGACUCCUGAUCCUUCAGUAUAUGUGUAGACCUUUCCUUAAACAAUGAGGACAUCUUCAGCGUUGUCCAAAGAAACUUUCCUGCUUGUGAGAAACAUGUUAGGUGAUUUGUUUAAGUGACCCACUCAACUUGAAAAAUGCAUUUGUGAUUUUGGUAUUUAGUGCUGUGUGUCUUUCCAGUAAUACCUAAGCAUACUGCAACUGAAAGGAAUAGGAUAUUGCAGGAAAGUGGGUGGAUUUUUUUUCUCCCUCUAAUUCUUCACCAUGUUCUUUUGAGAACAGCUUCAGCGUACUCAAUUUUAUUGUUUCUCCAUUUAAGCAAGUACAGGAUGUGCUUUUACCUAGGGUUUUUUGUUCUGUGGAAUCAGGUAAUUGCUGUCAUCACCAACCUUGUCACUUUAUUCUGGUCACAUAUCAUUUCGCUCCCUUGUUUUUAGGACUGUGUUUCUAAAACUGUUCACUGAUCUUUGUGGACAGAGAAUAUUUGGAAGGCAUUUAAAAGUUGCAGUGGUUACGUAUUCAUCAUCUGUGAUGGUAUAACCAGCCAUUAUUGAACUAAUUUCUCACCUACAGCUGCUGUGUUUGUCUUUACAAGCCCUCUGAACUUGUUCUCUCUGUGACUUUCCAGUAGGACAGGAUAAAUUAGGUUUUGGAGUGAUGGGAGUGACUCUCUUGCACUUUCAGUAGUUUUCUUCUGCAAACACCAGUAGCCUUUGUCUCUCCCUCCUCCCAGCCUGCAACAGCAGCUGACACUGGCACCAACAUUGCACAGUGGCUCUGAGUAUCCUCACUUCUUUGCAGCAUGUUCUCAUGCUGGCUCUGACACACAUCCAGCCACAGUUUUACCUUUCCACGGCCUGUAGAAAACAUAACAUUAUCUUGCCAUGUUACUUAACAUUCUCCACAGGCUAACUCUGCGAAUACCUUGUAAUGUGAGCAGUUUAUUAAUGUGAAAUGCAAGAAAUUAUACUCAUAUAUAUAAAAAGAUGGAAAACCCCUUAUUUUUUUAACAAUUAAAAUAUAGAAUAAUUAUUUUUCAAGAAGUCAUAUAGCAAAGCAUGACUUGCAUAAUAGAUCAGAUUAUAUGUCAUCUCUGUGUGUAAUCUUCAAAGUCUGUGAGCAUACUUGGAUGGAUUUUCACAGGAUUUAGAAUGUUCACCCCAUUUGAAAGGUUCAUGUGGACAGUGACAAAAUCUGAACUUUGAAUAUUCUCUUCUUCUCUUCUUCUGAGUCACUUGUGCGAUUUAAUGUUGGUGUAUCCAUACCUUGUGUGGCUUAAUAUCAAGAAACUAUAGGCAAAUAUAAUUAGUAGCAAGCAUUUGUUGACAUUUGCAUUAUUUUACCAGAAUGAUUAAGAAAAACUAUGACCACAAGCUGUUUGUAUACUGCUUCUCUUACUGUGAUUAGAAUUGGGAAGCUAAAACUAAACUUAUUUGUCCAUAAAUCUGCAUGCUGACCUAAUCUGUGGUAUCUGACUGGUUUAGAAAAAUGUGCAGUGUGUCUCUAAUGAACAAUCACUAUGUUUCAAACUAUGAAAGAAAUGUGCUAGAACAGGUUGUGCUGCAGGGGUGUGUUACUAAUCUUCCUGUUUUCUAAUCAUACACUGUUCAUCUCAGCUUUCAUAAGAUAGUAUGUUACGAAAGAAAAACUUUGUGGAUAUCUCUAUGCAUUCAGAGACAGCAUGAAAAGACAAAAUGUAUAAAAUAGACAUUAUUUUCUAUAAGUGAACUUUUUCUGGUGGUAAAAGGACUAGAUUACAUAUAUCUGACUUCUAAAUAAUAUGUAUUCUAUGUAUAUAAAUACAUAUUCUUAUCUGUAUAAACAAUAUGUACUCCUAAUCUUAUCCUCUGACAUUCUGUGCUGGUCAAUUAAGUUUCUAGGAAUGUACAGGAAGAGACAGCUGUACAUCAGGAGCCUACCAGUGUGUAUAUCAGAAUAAAAAAGAAGGACUCUAGGUAACAUGUGUAAGAGCAACUUCUGAGAGUAAUUGUACUGUAUUCUUCACCAGGGUGAAGACUCAAGUUUUCUCUUACAUAUAUAUAUAUAUAUAUAUUCCUGCUUUGGGGUCUUGGCUCAGGCAUUUCUAUGUGUAUUGGAAGCUUACCUUGAGAAGCAGUGGCUUUGGUGUUGCCAUAGAGCACUCCGAAGUCUGGGAGCUGCCUUUCAAACCUCUUGGGCUAAGAAACAACUGAAAUUGUUAUUUCCCAUUUUCAGAAACAGUGUCACAGCUACAAGCUGGGAGAAAGUUAGACACACCCUUUGUUUUCCAACUGUAGUUACGUUACUGAAACAAGUUGUUACAGCUUAAGCGUGCGGGUAACCAGUUCCCACCGGUCUCCAAGAAACAGAACACUGCAAAUGUUCAGAGUCCUCUGCUGACUGUGAGGGAGCUUUGUGGCUCAGAGAGAGGUGCUGGUUAUUCUGAUGCAUCUCUAGAGUUCAGGCCGAAAUUCUAAGCAGUUGUCUUAAGCCUUGCUGUUUAGAGUUGCCUAGUGAUGAAUGAAGACAAGUUAAAGUUUCAAACUGAAGUUGAAGAAGACCCUAUAAAUUAAAUGUAGGGUUUUAAAUAUCAGCCAUCAACAGCCCUAAAAUGUUUUUUCCCUCAUCUAUGUAAAAUGACGUUUGCAGGGUGUUACAAAAGAACAUUUGGGGCCAGAAUAGUAUGUUUGAGGAGCAAGUGUAAGAGAACAGACCUUUUCACUUCAACGGGGAGCAUAGUAUGAGUCCAUGGGACACUGCAAUUAAAAUGACCUGAACUGUUUAGUGAAUAGUGGUUUGAAAAGAAGUUCAAAUAAUCUGCAGCUGCCACCUUCUGCCACUUGAGGUCCUCUUUUUUCCCUGAUUAGUACUGUUCUGCUGAGACCAUGCAGGAAUAACUCAAAUUUAGGUGUUUAUUGAAACUCUGAGGCUGAAAAAAUCUUUUCAGAAGCAUUACUUAAAGCUGUUUGUGUUGACUUGGGUAUCAGUUACUUUUUCAUAUCCACAAAUGAUUUAGGACUGUGACUGCUGGGCUUCUUGUAGACAAUUUGUUUAUUUUCUUACAAUACCCUGUACUGUGUUUUGUUACUGCAUUAUCUGCUUUCUUAAUGUUCAGCAGAUUCUUCUUUGGUAAUGUGUUUAUUUUCAGUACAAUUCCCUUUCCCCUCUGACUUGGAAAACACAUGAUGGCUUGUCAUUCUGGUGCCUAAAAUGAACGUUCAAGUUUGUUUCUAAGCAAAGCAAUCAAGAUGAACAAAGAUAUUUGAGAAAUGCAGUGGCUUUAGCCUUUUGGAGUCUGAUGUCCUUUGGAAAUAGAGGAAAAGAGUUUCCUUUUGGAAACUCUCAAAGAUGCUUCUACGUUAUGUUUCUGAUAGUGAAGAAGAUAAAACUAAGUGAAUUGUUCCUCUUUCUCUUGUUAACCAGUAUUUUUCACAGUCUACAGUAGUUUUGUGGGUUUUUUUAAUUGUGGUUGCCAUUUUAGCUAUCAAUUUAAAAAAGCAACACAAACAUAAAAAAGUGAACAGUGACAGUCCUCUCAAAAAAAAAAAAAAAAAAAAUUGAAGUUUUAAGUUUGUUCUAGCAGUGUGUAGACUGGCAUUUACUGCCACUUUCCACAUCGGGGUUUGUUAUUCCUCUCCUGUGUAUUGAUGGAAGCACAUGCACAUAUGUGUGGUGAGCCAGAUCAGGAUAUUCAGCUGACUGGGAAAACAAAAAAAAUGGACAAAACCAAAAGAAGAGUUCAGCGUUUUCUUGUCUUGUUCUGGGAUUUUUUGCUUUUUAGGGGCACUGGGGACAGUCUUGCUCUUGGUAUCUAGCUAUCCAAAUGGUUGCACUGUCACAAAAGAAAGAAUGCCAGGAGGGCUAGGAUGAAGAUGCUGAUGCUGGAGCUGCUUAAACUGUCUCUGUCCACGUGGUAGUUCCACCCUGGCUGGAUGCCAGGUACCCACUAAACAUGCUCUAUCACUCCUCUCUGCAACUGGAAAGGGGAGAAAAAAUAAAAGGCUUGUGGGUCGAGAUAAGAACAGGGAGAGAUCACUCACCAAUUACUGUCAUGAGCAAGACAGACUUGACUUGGGGAAAUUAGUUGAAUUUAUUACCAACCAAAAUCAGAGCAGGAUAAUGAGAAAUAAAACAAAUCUUAAAAGCACCUUCCUCCACCCCUCCCUUCUUCCCGGGCUUUGUUUCUGAUUCUCUACCUCCUCCUGCCCAGCAGCUCAGGGAGUGGAGGUUACUCCAUUGCAUGUUUCUGCUGCUGCUUUCUCCUCAGAGAAAGGAGUCCUUCCCCUGCUCCAACGUGGGGUCCUUCCCAGGGAAGACAGUCCUCCAUGAACUUCUCCAGUGUGAGUUCAUCCCACGGGCUACAAUUCUUCACAAGUCGCAUGACCGUGGGUGCCUUCCACGGGGUGCAGUCCUUCAGUAAUGAGGUGCUCCUGUGUGGGUCCCCCAUGGGGUCACAAGUCCUGCCAGCAAACUUUCUGUAGUGUGGGCUCCUCUCUCCAUGAGUCCGCAGGUCUCUGCCAGGACCUUGUUCCAGCACAGAUUUCUCAUGGUGUGAUGGCCUCCUUUGGAUGCAUCCACCUACUCUGGCAUGGAUCUCCUUCACAGGUUGCAGGUGGAUCUCUGCACUCCGGUGGUCCUCUGUGGGCUGCAAGGGGCAUAGUUGCCUCACCAUGGCCUACACCAUGGGCUGCAGGGGAAUCUUAGUUCCAGUACCUGAAGCACCUCCUCUCCCUCCUUCUACCCUGAUCUUGGUGUCUGCAGAGCUGUUACUCUCACAUGUUAUCACUACUCUCUUCUCUGAUAGUAAUUACUUCCAUGCAGUGACUCUUAUUUUUUUCCUUCUUAAAUACAUUAUCCCAGAGGCAUUACUACCAUUGCUGAUGGGCUCAGUCUUGGCCAGUGGUGGGUCCAUCCUGCAGAUGGCUGGCACUGGCUCUGUUGAGCAUGGGGGAAGCUCCUGGCAGCUUCUCACAGAAGCCACUCCUGGAGCCCCUGCAGUACCAGAACCUUGCCAAGCAACCCAAUAAAAUGCUUGAUCAGCCAUGACUUGAUUGAUCUGCUCUGUGUAAAAUGAAGUAUUUCCGCAUUAUGGAAACUCAGGCUUCAGAAAGAAAAUACAGCCUGAUUUCGUAACAUCUGCCAGCCUGGAGAUCUGCAUAGUCCUUUACAACUAGUGGUAACAAAGGGGAUUAUUUAUACCUUUUUGAGGUUGGAAUGAAGGUGCAUGUUGAAAUGGGCCUUUUUCUCACAGGGCAGCCUUUUCUGCUGAAGCAUACAUUCCCUGUAGCAGGCAGAAGCAGAAAACAAAGUCUCUUUUGUGUUUCUUUGCAGAUCUAAUUUUUAAGAAUCAGAGAUUAUACUUGUGUAUUGAAGUAUUCAAAAAUAUAUUGAAUUUUUGCUUGGCAAACCUAAUUGCCUUACAUUUAAGAAUAAAAGUUGUUACAGAAGCUGUAGUCUAAGGAAAUAUCUUUAAAGCCAAAUAGUAUUUUUCAUUUUAGACUAAAAUAGAUGGGUGAAAAAAUACAAACCUUUCUACCUUCAGAUACAACCAAAUAGGGUUUUUCUGUGCCACUUUUCUUUAGAUCUGUAUCAAUUUACAACUAUGUAAGGCAUGGAAGAAGAUUUCUUUUUGAAUAUUUUUUAUUCUGAACUAGCAGCCUAUGUGCUUUUUUAUGGUCAAUGUGAACAAACAGACAUCCCUAAAGGGAUUGUUGCUCUGAAUCCAGAAUUAGAUCAGAUGAAUUGCAACUCAGUGGUGCCCCUAUUGGGUAUAAGAGCUUGGGAUGACAUGCAUAGAUGUGAAUGUCUGGCAUGUGGGAUGUUAGAACUACCCAAGAAGUGAAACCUUGCUCCCACUGCUUUAUUAUUUUUGUAGAGGUGGUAGUGUAAAAUUGUUAAGGUAAAGAAAAGAUGGAGCAAAUCGGAAAAUAACUGAGAUACAGGCAGGAAGUUCUACAGAAAUAAUUUUAAGGAGUUAGUGAACAAGUAAGAACUUCAGAUAAAGGUGUCUUUUAUUGCUCUGAUGUGGUUUUUAGUAUAUAGCUUUCAAAGAGAAGAUUCAUUUCCUUAUGAACUCCAUUCUCUUCUCUGUAAAACAGACAGUUGAAAACCUAAGAUGUGGCUCAGCAAAAUAAAUUGUCUGCAC
This is a messenger RNA of Pseudopipra pipra, 14286 nucleotides long. RefSeq names its product cell wall biogenesis 43 C-terminal homolog (gene CWH43). The coding region runs from base 4666 to 7050 and encodes 794 amino acids. Gene Ontology annotation, biological process: GPI anchor biosynthetic process. The transcript has 16 exons. Gene Ontology annotation, cellular component: endoplasmic reticulum. Lineage: Eukaryota; Metazoa; Chordata; Aves; Passeriformes; Pipridae. The record is from RefSeq and is a predicted model, not a curated record.